GAACAUCGCACACCCACCACACACGCACCACCGCUGAUAACAAUCGGCAUCGGCCACAGCCGUGCCUGGGUGGCCGACCCACUCAUUGCGCGUCGUGAUGCCGGUUCGGCCGGCACAGAGCCCCACAACAAAAAGCAAGCACUCAAUCGCCAUUCUCUCUCCGUCCUUUGACCAUACCACUACCAUGCGGCCACGGGCAAUACUACGAGCUCGUGAGCUCACCUCUCGACAGAUACACUCUGAAGCGCCGCGGCAUGCGCGCAACCCGCCGCAUGCCAAGCCGCUGCCCCCGCGCCCUCCACGGUCCCGGGUGGCCAAGUGGGGCGGGAGGGCAGUCGUGCUCGGGACCGUCGGCGGCGGCGCAUACCUCGCAGACAGGGAGUACAAUGCUAGCGCGGUCACGAGGAGCUUGCGCACUGCGUAUAUCGGCCUCAUCUCCACCCUCGACUACAAACUCAACUUCAAGCCGGAGAAGUCGGACGAGAUUGAGGCCCUGCACACCCGUGUCGCGAAUAGGCUGCGCUGGGUGGUAGAUACUAACCAGGGCAUGUACCUCAAGCUCGGACAGGCGAUUGGCCUUCAAGCGUCGAUGCUGCCGAAGCCGUACCGCGUGGCGUUCGCGCACGUAUUUGACCAGGCGCCAUCAGUACCCUACGAGGAGGUGGUUGGGGUGUUCAAACACGACCUCGGGAUCGACCCGAUGGACAUCUUCGAGACCUUCACCCAUGAAGCUGUGGCAUCGGCUUCGGUCGCUCAGGUGCACAAGGCGACGCUCAAGGCGGUGGUCGGCAACCCUGACCGCGUCGUGGCUGUCAAGGUGCAGAAGCCUGCCAUCGCUAAGCAGAUGGACCUGGACUUGUUCUCGUACCGGACGUUGAUGUACCUCGCCCAGAAGGCGUUCGAUCUUCCAUUGUACUUUGUCGCCAAGUACGUCUCCGAGCAGAUGCGCUACGAGACGUCGUUCAACCGCGAGGCGCUCAACGCACGCAAGUGCGCCGAGUAUCUCUCGCAGACGCCCGAGCUGCGCGACGACAUCAUGGUGCCGAAGGUCUACGGCAAAGAGGAGGGAUACCCCGAGAGCGACCGGAUAUUGGUCAUGGAAUGGGUCGACGGUUGUCGCCUGACGGACAAGAAGCAGAUCGAGGCGUGGGGCCUCAAGCCGCGCGACGUGAUGGACCUCGCGAUCUCGCUCAACGCAGCCAUGACCUUCUCGUGGGGCUUUGUGCACUGCGACCCGCACCCGGGCAACAUCCUCGUGCGCCCGCACCCCACGAAGCGCGGCAAGCCGCAGCUCAUCGUGCUCGACCACGGGCUGUACAUCACGCUCCGGCAGCAGUUCCGCGAGGAGUACGCGACGCUCUGGCGCUCGCUGUUCGUGCUCGACGUGCCCAAGGUCGAGGAGAUCGGCAAGCGCUGGGGCUUUGGCCUCGACCCCAACAUGUUCGCAUCCGCCAUCCUCCUCCGCCCCGCCGAGAUCAAGAAGGGCGAGAAGCAGGAGCGCAAGCCGAUGGACAAGUACCACCAGCAGCUCGAGGUCAAGAAGCAGCUCAAGGUCAUGCUGGACAAUGAGAAGUUUAUCCCCAGGGAACUCAUCCUGCUCGGCCGCUGCCAGCGCAUGAUGCAGGCCAACAACCAGACGCUUGGGAGCCCGUCGUCCCGCGUGAACAUUACCGCUGAGUGGGCCGCGCGUGGCUGGGCCAACAGCCUCACGGGCUCGCGUACCCUGCGGGCUGUUGGCCUCAAGACGUGGCUGCACGACCGGUGGGAAAUGGUGCUCUUCCGCGUCACCGUGUGGGCUAUUGACGCGCUCUUCCGGUGGACAAGCUUCCGUAACAAGUACCUCUCGCCGCGCAACAAGCUCGGCUGGGAGGAGGAGCUGCAGAAGCAGAUGGAGACCAUGGCGCGCGAGGAGCUCGGCAUCGAGAUUGACGACAGCGCGUUCGCGGGCUGAGGUAGACAGACAGACGUACACUAGACAGUUGCAUCAUGCAGUGAGUGCAGGGAUGAUGAUG
Molecule: messenger RNA, 2012 nt
Organism: Vanrija pseudolonga
Lineage: Eukaryota; Fungi; Basidiomycota; Tremellomycetes; Trichosporonales; Trichosporonaceae
Gene: SPAC10F6.14c
Product: ABC1 family protein
Exons: 12
Coding region: 98-1951 (617 amino acids)
Source: RefSeq, a predicted model, not a curated record